AUGCCUUUCGAAUGUCCUCAAGAAGUGACUGAUGAUUAUGAAAAAUUACUUGAAACUAAUGAAGAUUGUAAUGUUAUUAUUUACGCCGGAGAAAAUAAUGAUGUGAAGGAAAUACAUGCACAUUCAAAUAUUUUACGUAUUAGGUCCAAAUAUUUUUCUGCAGAACUCUCUAAAGAGCGACCUGAAAUGAACGAUGGAAAAUUUAUUCUUAGAAAACCCAAUAUUCCGCCUCAUUUAUUUGAAAUGAUUUUAAGAUUUAUUUAUUGUGGAAAGAUUGAUUUAGAGAAAUUACAAGAAUCUGAUAUUUUAAGACUUUUGAUAAUAGUAAAUGAACUCAACAUUUUUACAUUAAUAAAUCAUAUUCAAGAAUAUAUGAUUAACCAUCAUGAUGAAUUUUUACAAAAAAAUCCUAUUGGAGUUCUUGAAACAGUUUAUCAAAAGGAAAAUUUCACUGAUAUAUUAAAUCUUUCUCUUAAGAAAAUUUGUGAAGAGCCGGAAAUAUUAUUUGAUUCUUAUAAACUUAUUAGUUUAAAAUCAUCUUUAUUGGAGUUACUUCUGAAAAGAGAUGAUUUAUCAUUAGACGAAAUUGUUAUUUGGGAUAAUUUGAUUAAAUGGUGUUUUUCUCAACAUUCGAAUAUUUCACAAGAUCCUACACAAUGGAAUAGAGAAGAAAUCACAAUCAUGGAGAGAACAAUUCAUAAAUUUACUUCAUUAAUAAGAUUUUAUUAUAUUUCUAUGGAAAAUUUCGUUACUAAAAUAUAUCCAUUUAAAGAAAUAUUGCCAAAAGAUUUAAUUAAUAAGAUGCUUAUAUUUUAUGCUCAAAAUAAUCAACUAGUAAAUGAGGAUAAACGACCUCCUAGACAAUCGAAAUGUAAAAUUGAUUCCGUUAUAAUUAAUCAAAAACAUAUUGAAAUUUUUGCAAACUGGAUUUAUAGAAAAGUAAAAGUUUCCGAAUAUAUUCCUUAUAAUUUUCAUCUCUUAUAUCGAGCUAGUAGGGAUGGUAAUACAAAUACCGCAUUUCAUGAAAAAUGUGAUAAUAAAGGAGCUACCCUAGUUAUAGUAAAAAUCACAAAUUCAAAUCAAAUAGUCGGAGGAUAUAAUCCACUUAGUUGGGAUUGUGAAGGAACACGAAGGCCAACCUAUGAUAGCUUUAUAUUCUCAUUUACAAAUAGAGAUGACCUUCAAAGCGCAAAUUUAGGUUACAGUAAUGGUGUUAAAGCUAUAGGUGGUUAUGGUAGUAAUGGCCCAGUAUUUGGCGGAGGUAGUGAUUUAGAAUUUUAUAAGGGUACUUGGUAUAGUCAUAUAAAUAGUAAUUGUUCUUAUCCUAAAAUUGGUAUACCAACAGGUGCUUUUAAAGCAGAUGAUUAUGAAGUUUUUCAAGUUAUUAAAAAAUAA
Messenger RNA from Rhizophagus irregularis DAOM 181602=DAOM 197198, 1395 nucleotides. Lineage: Eukaryota; Fungi; Glomeromycota; Glomeromycetes; Glomerales; Glomeraceae. The record is from RefSeq and is a predicted model, not a curated record.